UUCCUCGAUUUUACUUGGAUCUCAUUAAGUCUACCAAUCGUAGACGGACUAAACUCUGUUCUACAUAUAUAAAGUUGGCAGUGUCUCCUGCUAUUCUUCCCCGCAUCCUUUAUCUGUUCAAGAUGCACCGGUCAAGCAGUCAUACCUACCAAACAACCAGCUCAAGAAGCUCGUCGAGUCACGCCAGCAGCAGUGCAUUCAGUCCAAAUGCCAAUCCCAACGAAGACUGGACCAAGAUAUCAGAUCUUGCCGAGCGGCGGCGUAUUCAGAACCGAAUUGCACAGCGCAAUUAUCGUAAAAAGCUCAAGCGCCGCCUAGAGGACCUUGAGAAGAGGGCUGCCUCAGCUUCAGAAUCCCCAGAACGGUCCAACGAGAGGACUGAAGUGCCAAAGAGUUCGCAUCCGGCCAAGCCUCGUGCUAGAAACUCUCGCACUUCUAAGUCGAACGCGGAUGCCACGAGACGGACUACAGUGGAGAGGAUCCCAGCUUAUGAUGGUUAUGCAGCACAGGAUGACCGGGGGGCGAUGUUCUCCCAUCAAUGUACGCGCCAGCUCUCCGCAUCACCCCCGCCUGUGUACUCUUAUCCUUCAUAUUCCCACUUGGAACCCUACGGACAGUCCCCAUAUGGACAGCCACAUCCCUACCAUUCAAUCCCGAGUACCUACAGUGAUAUGUAUCAUGGAGAGUAUGGAACCUCCGUACCAUCUAUUCUCCCCGUUACAAUGGCUACGACAGGCCCAAUCAAGAGGCCGCAUGUCUACGCGGACGAAGAUAUUGUGAGCCCGUUUAGCAUGAGCUACGCAUCCAUGGCUGGCAUCGAUUUGUGUCCGAGUUCUCAACAUCUUUCGGAGUCCAAUAUCCCUAUGCCGCCGCUGUCGCACGUUUGCAGCGAUGAUCAUUCCUCCCCAUCGACACCAGCGGAGCCGCCCAAUCUGGCAUGCCCUCUUACCCCCGAGUCGGACACAUGCUCUCCCCACUCGUACCCUCUAUUUUAAUGACGUUAUUUGGUUUGCUUUUGGCGAUGGCUUGUUGUAACGACUGGUACGAUAAAUUGGGUUAUGUGUACGGUGGAGUUUUAUUUCAUUCAUUUGACUAUUUUGGGUGGGCAUGGGAUGCCAUCUGUUUUCAGACAUCACAAGACAUGGCAGGGCGCAGCUUUACAGGGCCUUGGGUUUGGGU
Aspergillus pseudonomiae is the source of this 1179-nucleotide messenger RNA. RefSeq names its product bZIP transcription factor. Lineage: Eukaryota; Fungi; Ascomycota; Eurotiomycetes; Eurotiales; Aspergillaceae. The transcript is spliced from 3 exons. Gene Ontology annotation, biological process: regulation of DNA-templated transcription. Gene Ontology annotation, molecular function: DNA-binding transcription factor activity. The coding region runs from base 123 to 995 and encodes 290 amino acids. The record is from RefSeq and is a predicted model, not a curated record.